GUUCUGUUCCUCCCUGGCCCAAGAAUUAAUGCUCGAAAAGAACCGAGUCUAUUCAACACAGUUUCUGGGCUUAUUUAAUCCAUGCUUCCCAUUGACUUUCGUCUGUUCAUGUCAGCUCUUCUUAUAUUCCUUGCUCCGGAAUAGCCAGAGGCAUGUCUCAUUUGUCUCUCCCACACCACCACCUCGCUUCUCCCCCAAAUCGCUCCUUCAUUAAUUCUUCAACCAUGAACUUCUCUGACCAGCCCACCGGAAAGCCGUCUCCCAGGAGAGAGCUCCAGGGACCCCGGCCGACGCCGCUCAAAGUCCAUAAAGAUUCUUACAAGAUCAAGAAACCGCCGGUGGCGCCACAACCGUCUCAGCCACAGCAACCGCCGCCCCAACGCCGUGCCCCCGUCAUAAUUUACACUGUCUCCCCUAAGGUAAUUCACGCCAACGCUAGCGAGUUCAUGGCAUUGGUGCAACGUCUCACGGGCCCGUCUUCAUCAACAUCGUCUGAUGCUUCUGGCGACGCUGCUGCUUCCUCUUCAUUGCCGUCAUCGUCUUAUGCUGAUCAUAGCGGUGCAAUUUCUCCGGCAGCCCGGUUCGCCUCCAUCGAAAAGACUAAUACCUCCGCUGAGAAGUUGAGAAAAGCUGAUUUGGGCAUGGUACAUGGGGUAGAAAUGGGUGCAAACGUAGAGAGAACGAGUUCAAUUCCGGGGAUCUUAUCGCCUCUUCCGUGCUCCCUCCCGCCCAUCUCUCCGAACUUCUUCUCGUCUCUGCCUGAUCCGACAUCAUUAGGCUUCCUUCAAGACCUGAAAGACCUAAGCCCCAUCUUCCAGGGUAACAAGAAUUACAUAGAAGGUCUCUUCACGCCUAGCCCCUCAGCCUUCCUCUCACCUCCUAAUGUGUCUCCUUCUCAAUCUCUGGACCUCUUCAAACAAUUAUCAGACUUAUAAGAAAGAUAAAGAGAUUCAGGAAGAAGAGAGAUGUCUUCAGGGUAAUAUCCAUGAAAGACAGAAGUUGGAGGUACUUUUUCCCUGUAACUUUUUUUUUUUUCUUUCUUUUGGAGGUCUACUAGUUUAACAGUCUUUACCCUUUAAUGGGCUCUUAGUUGUGUGGGCUAAUCGAGAAAUAACCCGGCCCACAUACCCAUCAUCUAGUCAGGUUAUCUUUCUUCAUUACGCCCCAUUUGUCAUCAAAACAUGUGGAUUGUAGCU
This is a messenger RNA of Nelumbo nucifera (sacred lotus), 1196 nucleotides long. Its product is annotated as protein MKS1-like. Gene Ontology annotation, cellular component: nucleus. NCBI's taxonomy places the organism in Eukaryota, Viridiplantae, Streptophyta, Magnoliopsida, Proteales, Nelumbonaceae. The record is from RefSeq and is a predicted model, not a curated record.